AUGUUUUUUUUGGGGGGGGGGAGUUUUUUUGCUGUUACCAUAAUUAAUUAUUUAUCACGAUAUACCGCUCUCAGGGUUGCCACUGGUACACUAAGAAUAGUUAAUUACCACAAUGAUUGUUUGGUUCGAUAUUGGUACUCAUGCUGUAUGCACUCCAGUGCUGUUGAGAAAUACGCAGUACGAUCACUGCAUGCUCUCAAUCCCGGCAAGGAGACGCCCCGCAUAUUGAUCAUCGAUCGUUGGCAAGGGUCCAGGAGGCUCAUUUAUAGGGUUAGGGGUUCCUAUAAGUAA
This is a messenger RNA of Morchella sextelata, 291 nucleotides long. RefSeq lists its product as uncharacterized. The record is from RefSeq and is a predicted model, not a curated record. Bases 1 to 291 code for a protein of 96 amino acids. Lineage: Eukaryota; Fungi; Ascomycota; Pezizomycetes; Pezizales; Morchellaceae. The transcript has 3 exons.